AUGCCGGCAAAAUUACUUGUUGAUGGGCUGUGGCUUUGUUUCCGCCCAUCCUUUAGUCCACUUAUUCGAACACGGGCCACACAGUCGUUUCCGAAGAAGUCACGCGCAUCAUUCCCGAUCGCAACGUUCAAGAGACCGGUCUCAUCCGUGACGGGAUCCCAAGAUCAGCCACCGGAGGAGCCGCGGUUAUUGUGGAAAGAUGGGGCUUUCGGUUUGGAGGGAGAGGAAGGAGAGGCAUCGAUACCAAGUUGGGACGCGGAUUCCAAUGUCCCCGUAUUUCCUAAAGAAUUUCCGGAGCACAAUGUGACCCGGCCCAAAAAGACUGUGGAAAGGGUGGAAUCGGAACCUGAAGAAGUGUAUGAGGCGAGGAUGCGAAUGAGACCCAAAAGGUUUGCGCCGGCUGAAGAACUCAAGAAGAUGGAUUCAGCGUACCUCGAGUACAAGCUGCUCAAGGUGGUCGGAGAGAGACCGAACCACCAAGCUGCUUUACGGAUCAUUCGUGAAUUGAUCGGGAACCGCCACGUUGAACCGCAAUCACGGCAUUAUCAGGCGAUGAUGUUAGCGAAUGCCGAUUCGAGGAAUGGGUCGGCUCUACACGCAAAGCACAUUUUGGAGGAGAUGGAAGCUCUUGAGAUACCGCUUACUUCAGGUGUGCUGCAUGCAGCGUUAAGAGUCCUCGCGAUCCAUCCGGAUUACUUGUUGCGUCAAGAAGUCCUCCACAGCAUCCGAGAUCGAUGGCUGGCACUAAGCCCUGCUGGAUGGCAUAAUCUUGUUACCGGGUUGCUUCGUGAGAGACAAUACGAGCUAGCAUUGGAUAAGCUUGAACGGAUGGAAGUGCAAGGCAUAGUUGUUAAGCCGUGGCUGUAUUCACUUGUUGCUUAUAAUCUCGCGGACGCCGGGGAAUUCGACGAGGUUUUGCAUCUAAUGAAACCCCGUGUAGCGAUGGGGUUACAGUUUUCAGCGAAUCUUUGGUUCCAUAUGCUUGACCAGGCGAGUGCUGCGAUGCAUGCGGGAUUAACGAGCUUUAUCUGGAGACAACAAGUACUUCGUGGAUAUAUGAUACCUUCCUACGGAGUUUGUAAUAAUGUUCUAGCAAUUUGUGCUCGCACUGGGGAUGUCGAGAUGGCCGUUUCUGUGUUCGAUACUCUGGGCCAACGCCGCGGUGCUUUCACACUAAACGACUACGAAUCUCUCAUUGAAACUUAUUUGACGGCCGGAGACAUCGAUUCCGCUCUCCGGGUGCUAUGCACGAUGGAGAACACCAACGUUGAUGUUAGCGAAAACUCAACUCGUUCUCUUCUAUCUUCUAUCCUCUUAUCAGACGCGGAGACCGAGCACACCUGGCGGACCCUCAAACGUUUCCAGACAGAAGAGAAUCAGAGUAUUCCCCUUGCAGCUGCGGACCUUGCGAUCGAGAUUUGCGCCCACAGAAGUGACAUAGAUGGAGCGAUGGGUAUAUACCGUGAAAUACACAACGUCUGUUCCUCCAGCCCGAACUCAUCGACUUUCAGCCUUCUUUUCGAUGUUUGCCGCCAAACGCAAAGGCCGGACAUGGCCAGCUUUUUCCUUCAAGAAAUGCAGUUGCUCAAGAUUCUGCCAACCCAGUCAAUCUAUGAGAGACUCGUACUUCUAUGCGUAGAAUCGAAUUACUUCGAAGAAGCGCGUAAAUAUCUGCUGGAGAUGACACAGUCAGGGUUUGCUUUGACGGAUGUUGCGAAGAGACAGGUCAGGAAGAUAUGCGCCAAAUCAGAUGACGAUUCUGCACUCUAUCUGCAAUAUGAUGCCGCUGUGAGGAAGCCAAUAUCAAGAGGCCUUAAGCCAAUGAGCGCUGGAGCCACCACCAGAAGUAACUAA
Molecule: messenger RNA, 1854 nt
Organism: Uncinocarpus reesii 1704
Lineage: Eukaryota; Fungi; Ascomycota; Eurotiomycetes; Onygenales; Onygenaceae
Exons: 2
Coding region: 1-1854 (617 amino acids)
Molecular function (GO): protein binding
Source: RefSeq, a predicted model, not a curated record